AUGCAUAACUAAAAUGAAUCUUAAUCAAAUAUAGAUACUAUAUUAUGCAAAAGAGAGUAAUGCUUAUAAUUUGUAAAAGAAUUAAAGGAUACAUUUGUAAAUGAACAAUCAUUAUUAUAAAAUAUAGGAAAUUUAGAAAGAGGAGAUGUUUUUAAUAAAUGUUUAGAAUAAAUAAAAAAAUCAAAAGAUUAUUUAAUUUAAAAAAUAAAUAAUUUUUAUUUUAAAUUUGAAGCAAAAGUUAAAUAAUAAAUAAAAGAAAUUCAAGAAAGCCGUCCUGGAUAAUUUAAUGCGAUUAAUAAUAAAAUUCUAAUGAUGAUAAAGGAAGUAACUGAAAUGGAAAAUUAAUUAAAUUCUAAUUAAUAUGUUAAAUAUAUUUUACAAGUAAAUAAAAAAAUAUAUAAAACUAUUUAUUAAGAUAAUUAUUAAAAUAAUUAAAAUAAAUAAAACAAAUAUAAUAAACAAUAAAGAAACACUAAUUAAAAAAAUCAUUUAAAAAUAAACGAAUUUUAAGACUAUAAUAAUAAUUAUCAAAGAAGUUAAAAUAAUGAAAUAAACUCAUAUUCUGAAUAAUAAUAAUAAUAAUAAUAUACAAAUUCAUAAAAUUAUUCUCCAAAUAAAUAUGAUUCUUCUAAAUAAUCAUAAAUAAGUAUAUGA
This is a messenger RNA of Ichthyophthirius multifiliis, 654 nucleotides long. Its product is annotated as kelch motif family protein, putative. The transcript is spliced from 2 exons. The record is from RefSeq and is a predicted model, not a curated record. NCBI's taxonomy places the organism in Eukaryota, Ciliophora, Oligohymenophorea, Hymenostomatida.